This is a messenger RNA of Candida dubliniensis CD36, 3084 nucleotides long. RefSeq lists its product as uncharacterized. The record is from RefSeq and is a predicted model, not a curated record. Lineage: Eukaryota; Fungi; Ascomycota; Pichiomycetes; Serinales; Debaryomycetaceae. The transcript has a single exon. The coding region runs from base 1 to 3084 and encodes 1027 amino acids.
AUGUUAGGGCGAUUAUUUAAACAAAACAAUAACACAACACAACCACAUAACGCCCAUCAUCAACCUCCAAUACAAUCUUCGAGUAACCCAACAACCCCACCCGCUUUAACUAGUUCAUACGAGGAUUCCUAUACUCGAGAAAUACUUUAUGGAACUCAUAAUGCCAAUCAACUAAAACCUUAUCAAUUCAACAGUAAAUUAUUUCGAAUAAUAAUAUCUCAGGAUGGAGGGAACUUGCGUACAAAACAGGUUUUGUAUGAUAGUGCCAACGAUGAGAACAAUCAUUAUUCACCAACAAAAUCCCAAUCAUAUUCUUGCUUAAUGCAGCACCAGCAACAACAACAACAACAACAAACGCAAGAUUUUUCAAAUUUUAAGAGGCCAGUCCUGCCUAAAACCAUGAAAACAGGGAAAAUAUACCAUAAUGCGUCUGAUUUGAACGAUUAUAUGUUUGGAUGUGGAUUACCAUCAAAUGAAAACCAUUCUGCCACCAAAUUGCAUGUUUUGCCACCAUUAACCAAUUCAAUGUAUGGACCAUAUCCUGCUGUAUUAAUAACCCGCCUAUUUUCCAUCAGUGAUGGCGAGUUUAUUGAUUCUUCGUUGUUUUCCAACACAGAGACCAAGGAAUGGCAACCCCACCCAGCAUUGACAAUUAAAGAAUCAAGCAUACGGAAAGUCUCCUUAAAAGAUGAUACAUCGAAAAAUAAUAACGUCAACAGUAGAUUUGCUAUUGGAAUAGUGAUCCCAUUGGAGUCAUUAGGUAGUUUGAUAGAUAUUGUGUUUAACAAUUGGCAUGAAAUCAUCCACUAUACCAUAAAUUUUCAAAAACUAAUUUACAAGAAAUUGUUAGUGCAUUUAAACCAAGGUCUUACUUAUGAUAGUACACAUAAUUAUACUGGAUGUCAAUAUUUGAUUAAUAAAAGGAUUCAAUUUCCAAAUUAUAUUUUACAACAUGAUAACGAAAUUGGAAUUCAAUUACUCAAAUUGAUUAAAACUGUACAUUAUAACUAUAAUGUCCCCAAACUCAUCAAUUCAAACACCUUAAUGAAAUCAUCAGUGACAAAAGAUUUGUUUCAAUAUAAUCCAAUGUUGGUUAAUUGGGUAUUGGAGUUGUUAAAUUGGUUAGAAUUCAAGGAUGGGAGAUAUUCGGAUCACUCAAAUUCGUUUUUAGGUAGCCUAUUUGCUAUAUUGACUCCAUUUAAAAAACUGCUAAGCAUGAAACCAUUUUAUAAUUCUUGCUGUGCAAAAAAAGAAGUGACUAGAGUGGUAGUGAUGACUGGAAAUCCAGUAGUUGCCAGAAAAUUGGUUUUCAUAUUGAAUGGAUUAAUACCGAACCUGCAACCAGUCAAAAUAUCAGAAGCAGCAGAUAAUCUACAUGAGAAUACUGUUAAUGGUGGAGAUGAUAUAGUUAAACCAAUAACAAUACGAAAACACUGCCACAGCCAGAAGAUCCAAAACCAGAACCAGAACGAGAGCCAGAGCCAAGAUCACUAUCAUGCAUUACCGCCACAACCAGGUUCGUGCUCGAUAUCAGAAUCUUCUUCCAACAACUCAUUGACAAAAUCAACACCAUCAUUUAAAGGAUGGGAAAUCCCCAAUAAAGGGUCAACUUCAAUUACCAUGGAACCAUGUCAGGUAGAGACAACACUAUCGUCGUCGUGUGCCUCUGGUAUUCCCAUCAGGGGAACAUCAUCUCCUGGAUCCUUAUCAAUGGCAUAUUUGUCUUCGUCUUUAAAUUCGUCAUAUUCCUCUUCCAAUUACUCGUUGAGUAAAUUGGGAGGUUCAUUUAUGGAAAAAUGGAAAAAUUCUUUUGGUAGUGUUAGUAGCACCAGUGGUGCGGCAAUGGGAGGAACAGGGAUAGGAGGAGGAACUUCUGGAAGUAUCAAUAACGGGUUUAGUAACAAUGCUAAUGGUGGCAGUGGGCAAAACUAUACUACAACAACAACAACUGCUAAUAGUGGAUAUUUUGAUGAUGUAUAUAAUUUUAACAAGCGAACAUCGCCAUAUUCAUUGAGAACCCCAUCUCCCGCAGUUGAAUUUGAUGAGUAUAAUUUUUCCUCGACAAAGCCAAUCAAUAUUAUUAAUAAUUCACUUUCAAGUAAUUUCCAACUGCUGCUUUCGAUGACCCCUAGUCGAUUAUCGAGGACUCAAUCGAUGUAUGAUUUAUAUGGUAACAAACCCGCGGGGAUGAUGAACGUUAUGAAUGAAGAAGAAGAUAUGUCAGAGGGAGAGGAUUUACAUCAGAAAAGUGAAUUUAAUAGUAACGCCACCACGAACAACAACGCAGUAACGGGUAUGCUGACACUAGAGCUUAAAAGAACCAAAACCAGUGUGUUUAUCCCCUUAAUACAGGAUAAUAUGAUAAAGAAUAUUUCUGAGCAUAAUCAAAGUUUGAUCAAGGAAAAAUGUAAACUAAUUAUGGAACAUAAACUAAAGAUGAGUGGAGUAAUUGACGAUAAUAUAUUGCAGGUUGAAUCGCCCAGUAUACAUAAAGGCACUAGACAUAAUGAACAUAUUGUUUUCAGAAACAAAACGUUGAUUCCUGUGGUAGCAUUUAGUGACGAGUUCAGACCAGAGUUUAACGUUCAAUCGUGUCCGAUAAAUCCCAAAUUGGAACAACAAGUAAUGACAGGGAUGAAGCAGGAUUUAUUAUUUUAUCAGAACAAUAGUAAUUAUGAUGAAAUCGUAUCACGAACGAUUUUUAUUAGUUUGCGUGCACGAGAGAUCAAAUUGAUUGAAAUGAAUAUCAACAAUAAGGACAAUAAAGGGUUUUCAAUACCCUCUUCACCAUCCAAGCAAAUGGUCAAUAAUGGAACUAUUUCAUCCACAACCAACAAUACAUAUAAAACGAAAAUCAAGAAGAUAUAUACCCCAUCCAAGAACAAUGGUAAUAGAGAAUUGAUAAAUAAAAUUGAGACUGCGUUUAGUGAAAUUGGUCAAUUAUUUGCUAUUCAACAACAAUUAUACCAACAACAUAAUAAUAAUAUCAACAGAACAAACGAUAGUACUUACAACAAUAGUGAGGUCACGAAAAGAGAAUUUCAUGAAAAAUUAUGUAAAUUAGUAUUACAAAUUAUAAAUUAG